AUGGGCACACACGCACAAGCACAGAGCCCGGUGUCCGUGUGUCUGUCCGACUGUGCGCGCACUGGUGCUGGUGCUGGUCGUCUUGAGCGGUGUGGUUCAGCCGAAGUCGAGCCGCAGUCCACGGUGGCAAAGACAGCGGCGAUGUUGGCCAGUACGUGUCUACCACCACCACAACCUCCGCCACUGUCUCUGCCACGUCUGGCCGAAGUCGAGCCGCAGUCCACGGUGGCAAAGACAGCGGCGAUGUUGGCCAGUACGUGUCUACCACCACCACAACCUCCGCCACUGUCUAUGCCACCGACUGACGGCUGCUCGUUGAUAACAAGUGGCCUGUGCUGCAGCCAAAGUCGAGCCGCAGUCCACGUUGCCGAAGUCGAGCCGCUGUCCACGUUGGCAAAGACAGUGGCGAUGUUGGCCAGUAUGUGUGAGACACCACCACAACCUCCGCCACUGUCUCUGCCACCGACUGACGGCUGCUCGUUGAUAACAAGUCGUCUGCGCUGCAGCCGAAGUCGAGCCGCAGUCCUCGUUGGCAAAGACAGUGGCGAUGUUGCCGAAGUCGAGCCGCAGUCCACGGUGGCAAAGACAGUGGCGAUGUUGGCCAGUAUGUUUCAGACACCACCACAACCUCCGUCACUGUCUCUGCCACCGACUGACGGCUACUCGUUGAUAACAAGUCGUCUGCGCUGCAGCCGAAGUCGAGCCGCAGUCCUCGUUGCCGAAGUCGAGCCGCAGUCCACGGUGGCAAAGACAGUGGCGAUGUUGGGCUGUAAGUGUCAGCCACCACCACAACCCCCGCCAUUGUCUCUGCCACCGACUGACAGUUGCUCGUUGAUAACAAGUGGUCUGUGCUGCAGCCGAAGUCGAGCCGCAGUCUACGGUGGCAAAGACAGUGGCGAUGUUGCCGAAGUCGAGCCGCAGUCCACGGUGGCAAAGACAGUGGCGAUGUUGGCCUCCGAAGUCGAGCCGCAGUCGACGGUGGCAAAGACAGUGGCGAUGUUGGCCUGUAAGUGUCUACCACCACUACAACCUCCGCUACUGUCUCUGCCACCGACUGACAGCUGCUCUUUGAUAACAAGUGGCCUGUGCUGCAGCCGAAGUCGAGCCGCAGUCGACGGUGGCAAAGACAGUGGCGAUGUUGGCCUGUAA
Molecule: messenger RNA, 1149 nt
Organism: Homalodisca vitripennis (glassy-winged sharpshooter)
Lineage: Eukaryota; Metazoa; Arthropoda; Insecta; Hemiptera; Cicadellidae
Product: proline-rich protein 36-like
Exons: 8
Coding region: 1-1149 (382 amino acids)
Source: RefSeq, a predicted model, not a curated record